AAAUUGAGCGAAACAGCGUGUGUUGGAGAAAAACACAGAAUUUUCACUAAGAAUCAAUAAGUAUCAUGGGUGGGUGAGGUAGAUAACGUAAUAACAUCCAUCAAAGAAUGUCAUCAGGUGGGCCUUGACUCUCAGUAUGGCAUUUGAAUACAAGUUAGUAUUUGAGAAGGUGCAUCUAAACUACAGAUGUCAUUCCAGAAGAGAAAAGUGAGUGGAACACAUCAGCAUAUACGCGUUCAACUGAAUUAAGUCAUUCAGACUCGCAUCGAAGGACAGUGAAUACCUGAGUAUCAUCAUCUACACGAGAAUUUAAAAGUUUUACUUCCAAUGGACUUCAAUAUGGCUGUCAUGUGUAUCUUCUAUCUUAUCUUGAUGUUCCUAUUCGGAGAAGUAAGUGGCUGCAAAGUCAUGAAGUUUCAUAAACUUCUGAACAAAGCUCUGGYCAAUCAUAUCAUCAAAACACAGAAAACCAGAGAUGACUCAGAUUGCGACGUAAAGUGUUAUUUGGAUGAUCGAUGUAUCUCCUACAGCUUUGGUACAAGUGCGAGUGGAGAGAAAGACAUGUGUGAGCUGAGUGACUCGGAUCACUUUAUGCAUCCUGGAGAUCUAGUGGACAGACCUGGUGUUAUCUACAGAUUUGCUCAGAAUAAUUGCAAGUGCCCUGUUGGAGGGAACUUUAAAUGCCGAUUCAACUUUGCUGAUGGGACACACCGAUGUGAAUGCAAACCUGGUUUUACUGGAUCAGAUUGCACAAACGAAUGGCUUAAAGUCGGUACUGCAGUGCGCAUUGGUUCAAAGAAUGAUCACUUUGGAAGGUUUACUAUUCCAGUUGCCUGCCAUGUCUUGAACUUCAAACUURUUUAUGUGUCUGGAGGUGGAAUAUCGUGGUCAAAUGGAGACACCAAAGCCUACUGGGGAACUACCUAUAGACGCGACAACAAGGAUCUUAAUCUACACAUCACUGAUGCCGACAACAAUAGAAUCAGUCCACCACCUGAYUUCCCACUAACUUACGCUAAGUCCGGUUACAUGAUAUACCAGUUGCCAGGUGUGACCAACAUGGACCCAGAACUUACAUUCCCUGAGUUGUCACCUCCCCUAGCAGUGACAGCAGGCAAGGAGUUCAGGAUAUGGGUGGAUCAAGAUCUGAACAACGUAUAUGAAGGAAACAACGAGGGACAAACUUGUGCUGAUGUUUGGAUAACGAAAUACUAAUUAUUCGUCAGUUAGUUUUGUCUGAUUCCUUUUUUUUUCAACUCAAGAGAUGAUAAACAAAACUCUUUAUUGGAUUCCCAAAAUGGCUGUUGUUUUAGAAAAAUUUCAAUAACAAUAUACCACGAUAUAUAUCUUGAUAUCCCACGAUUUUGCUGACACUCUAACCUGGAUCAUAAUAUUGACGUUACGUUGAUUUUGUUAGAUUUCUUGGCAAACGAAACUUCAAUCUUUGCGGACUAACCUCAGUUGGGUCUGACAACCUUUUGAAAUAGUAACCUAUUCCACAUACUCCCAUUCAUGCUCAGUUGAUAUAUAAGAGAUGGGAUGAAAUAUUAACCAGCGGUCUAAGCCAAGCUGGAACASCUUGGCUUAGGGGUGCUGUCAAAUACGACCCACGUGGACCCAUGGGUAGGUGGGUGGGUGGACCGUCAGUCCAGCUCGUUCCGCUGGCAAAACUAAGCAAGAAUGAGUGCAUUUACUCGAGGCGCUUUUAUAGCCAAUCCGUGGCGUUAUUCACGUGCACAUAAAUAUGCAGUAGUGCUAAUGAUCGAUUAUUUUGAGUUAUUUCAUUUUCGCAUAUCAUUAGGAGUAUUUAGAAUAGGUGUAUAACUACAUGACAUACAUGACAUUAUUCGAUCGCUGUAACUUCAAUGAAUGACUUSAUUAAUUUUAUACAGAAUAUCAAUGAAAUGUUCAUAUAAACACUGUUUAUAUUCUAUCAACACACGUUCUUCCUUUCUUUGUUGGGAUGUUGGAUUUUGAAUUUAUUUUUCGGGGUUGCACCCUCCACCCUCCCAAAAAUUCAAACUCUGCUAUAUGACCCCUGAUAAUUUACCACAAGAUCUGAAAGUUAAUUACAUUGAUUUGCUGUUGUUGUUGUUG
This is a messenger RNA of Actinia tenebrosa (Australian red waratah sea anemone), 2097 nucleotides long. RefSeq lists its product as uncharacterized. The record is from RefSeq and is a predicted model, not a curated record. NCBI's taxonomy places the organism in Eukaryota, Metazoa, Cnidaria, Anthozoa, Actiniaria, Actiniidae.